AUGAAAGUGGAAAAUAACCUAUUUAUUGUUUCUGGUGGAGCAAGUGGUUUAGGAAGACAAACAGUUUGCUCACUGGUGAACAAAGGAGCUUAUGUUGGAAUCAUCGAUAUUAAUGCUGAAGCAUCAUUAGCUUUAGUUGAACAAUUAGAUGAGAAAUACGUCCAUUUUCCGGGAUCAGUAGAUGUUACCUCAGAAGAGCAAGUUGAACAGGCUAUACAGGAAAUCAAAAUCAAGUUUCAAAUCAUCCCGUUGGUUGGUGCUGUAUUGUGUAGUGGCGUACUGAUGCCACCAUCUCAUAUAGAAGGGUAUGGCCCAAAGUCCCAACUUACUAGUUAUCAACAAUUCAAGCAUAUUGUUGACAUUAAUUUAUUGGGUACCUACAAUGUGAUACAAAAGAUCUCGAACAUACUUAUCCAAAAUCAGCCCUUGAACGAAGAUGGUGAAAGAGGAGUGAUCAUCACUGUAUCAUCAAUUACUGGAUUAGAUGGUUCACUUGUUGGUUACGGUACAUCAAAAGCUGGUAUAGCUGGAUUAACCUUACCUCUAGCGCGUGAGUUGGCAAUAUUUGGUAUUCGCUCCAUGUGUAUCGCUCCAGGUCCAUUUGAAACACCUAUCUCGACUACUGCUGGUGAUAUGAAAGCACCCCCUUGCCUCUUCCCUUCUAGACAUGGUCAUCCUACAGAAUUUGCCGAUACUGUCAUUCAUUUGAUUACUAGUUCGAUGUUGAAUGGUUCGAUUAUUCGACUAGAUGGUGGACUACGUAUAUAGUGACUUGCAUUCGAUAGAUCACGAAGAAGAAUGAUAAUAAAUGAGUUCAGAAUCGAUAGAUAUGUUUUUAAUUUAUG
Molecule: messenger RNA, 845 nt
Organism: Halteromyces radiatus
Lineage: Eukaryota; Fungi; Mucoromycota; Mucoromycetes; Mucorales; Cunninghamellaceae
Exons: 7
Coding region: 1-768 (255 amino acids)
Molecular function (GO): oxidoreductase activity
Source: RefSeq, a predicted model, not a curated record